AUGGAUUACUUCCUCCGGUACCGCAGGAUGACCAUUCCGAAAAGAUACGCCGAAUUCGUUGCACUGAUUGCAAUCUCGUGCACGCUGUUCCUGUUCCUGCACACCCAGAGCCUGACGUCGCGGUUGCGCGAGAUGGAGGACAGAUUACAGCCACCGUCGUCGAUGUCGGCCGCCAGUGGGCUGAGCGGAAAUUCAAUUAGCCAAGUCUCAGCCGGAGCGAACCAAAGCCAGCAGUCGCACGAUCACCUGCAUCCUCACGGGCUGAUUGGCAAUUUGCAUCAUACGUACAACUAUCUCAAGAGCACCGGCCAGAUGCACAGCCUCAAGGCGACCGAGCUGAAUAAUACGCGCCGUUCCGCGGUGCCGAUCAUCUUCUUCAACCGCGUGCCGAAAGUGGGUAGCCAAACGUUCAUGGAACUGCUACGCCGACUGGCGGUGCGCAACGACUACACCUUCCACCGGGACGUGGUCCAGCGGCUAGAGGUGAUACGGUUGUCUCCCGAACGUCAACAAGAGCUAGCCGAAAUGGUUAUGGAGCUGCCGGUCCCGUCUGUCUACGUCAAGCACGUCUGCUACACCAACUUCACCCGCUUCGGUCUUCCGAUGCCGAUCUACGUCAACAUGGUGCGCGACCCAGUCGAACGCAUCAUCAGCUGGUACUACUACGUCCGCGCGCCGUGGUACUACGUCGAGCGGAAGCAAGCCUUCCCAGAUUUGCCGCUUCCCGAUCCGCGCUGGCUGAAGAAAGACUUUGAAACGUGCGUCCUGCAGGGCGACCCCGAGUGUACCUACUCACAGAACGCAGUGCACGAGGGCAUCGGUGACCACCGCCGGCAGACACUGUUCUUCUGCGGACACGGCGAAGAAUGCCUACCCUUCAACAGUGCUGGUGCGCUCGAACGGGCAAAAUAUGCCGUCGAGAGCCAGUACGCCGUGGUCGGUGUGCUGGAAGAUCUCAACACGACCCUCUCCGUGCUGGAGCAGUAUGUGCCGCGCUUCUUUUCCGGUGCCAGCUCCGUCUACUUCAACGAGGUGAACGUGCUGCAGAAGAUCAACAAGAACAGCUUCAAACCUCCGGUGAGCGAGGAGAUCAAGGACCUGGUGCGACGAAACUUCACAAAAGAGAUCGAGUUCUAUCAGUUCUGCAAGCAGCGCCUCUACAAGCAGUACCUCGCCACACAGCUGCCCCUCAAGUAG
Anopheles cruzii is the source of this 1197-nucleotide messenger RNA. RefSeq names its product heparan sulfate 2-O-sulfotransferase pipe (gene pip). Gene Ontology annotation, cellular component: membrane. NCBI's taxonomy places the organism in Eukaryota, Metazoa, Arthropoda, Insecta, Diptera, Culicidae. The record is from RefSeq and is a predicted model, not a curated record. The coding region runs from base 1 to 1197 and encodes 398 amino acids. Gene Ontology annotation, molecular function: sulfotransferase activity. The transcript has 5 exons.